Molecule: messenger RNA, 1340 nt
Organism: Phymastichus coffea
Lineage: Eukaryota; Metazoa; Arthropoda; Insecta; Hymenoptera; Eulophidae
Product: queuine tRNA-ribosyltransferase accessory subunit 2
Exons: 6
Coding region: 148-1317 (389 amino acids)
Molecular function (GO): tRNA-guanosine(34) queuine transglycosylase activity
Source: RefSeq, a predicted model, not a curated record
UGCACGUCUUAACCUUCAAAGCGUUUAAAAGCUUCAUAUGAUAUAUUUUUGAAGACGAUGGUUUUUGUCAGUUAAAAUAUUUUUCAACAGUCUUAUCAGUUUUAAUAUUGUUAUUUCUUGUCGAUUAUAAAUAAAAACUUAGAAAAAAUGAAAUUUAGUACAGAAUGUGUAGCUCGUUGUUCUGCGCGUAUUGGUACAUUAUCAGAGAUUGAAAGGCUACCAAAUUUGUGUUUUGAGACACCAAUGCUUCUUUUGUAUACGAAGAGAGGUAGUGUUCCACAUUUAACAAAGGAUGUUUUUAAAAUGUUAACUACUGAUCAACAAUUUUUAAUGACAUCACUUCCCACCACUGUAUCUAUGACAGAUUUUGUCAAACAGUUUGAGUCCUUCAAUGAGUAUGUUAGCAUGCAGGAGUAUCCAUUUUUCUUGACAAUUCAAGAUCCAUCAGAGUACACCAAACCAGGUCAUCAAAAGAAAUCAUUUGUCACUGUUUGGUCAAGAAACGGUAGAUUUUCUGUUGGUGUUGACAGGUAUAUCGAAAUAGCAGAAAUUUUUAAACCUGACAUGUACGUAACUUUGUGUGAUGGUGACACAGAUAAAAACAGUAGUCAAAAGAGAUUAUCUAAAGGAUUAGAAAGGAGCAAAGAUCAAUUUGAAAAGUGUCUUAAACGACAUCAAGAGUCCAAUAUUUUGAAAAAUAAAGGUUUUUUAGGGGCUAUUGAAGGUGGUUACAAUUUGCAAGCUAGAGAAAAAUCUAUUAAAUAUAUGGAAAAUGCUCCUGUUCUGGGAUAUCUGAUUGAUGGUUUGCAUAGAAAUGGACCAGACACACAAAACAUUAGUAUAGAUGACAUUAGACCUAUAAUUGAACAUUCCCUUAAUUUAUUACCCGUUGAUAAAUUGAGAGUAAUGAUAGGUUGCUGGAGUCCAUCUGUAGUUUUAGAUUUAAUCCACCUAGGUAUUGAUUUGUUUGAUUCAUCCUAUCCAUAUGUGAUGACAGAAGAAAUGAAAGCAUUAACUUUUUUAUAUGACGAUUAUGAAAAUGAUUUUAUAAGUCUCAGUGACAAGAGGUACGCUGAGGAUUUUGAGCCUAUUUGUAAAAAUUGUACAUGUCUGACAUGUAAAAAUCAUCACAAAGCUUACAUACACCACCUCAUUCAAACCAAAGAGUUACUUUCUCAUGUUUUGUUAAUGAUACACAACACUCAUCUAUACACGAAAUUUUUCAAAAAUAUUCGUGUUCACAUAAAAAACGGAACAUUCUGUCAGUUUCGAGAUAAAAUUAAAUCUAAAUGUUUGUUGAAUGUAGAAAAUUCUUGAUUCAUAUAAAAAUGAUUUAUAAA